GGCUUGGGCCUGGGCCUUUGCGCGUGCGCGCUUUAGUCAGCUCAAGGACCCAGAUUUAAAGAGACAGGCGUUUCAACCGUCUUUCCUGCCCGCGGCCGGUAGGUGCCUGGUCCGAGGCCUGCUCUGCGCGCCGGAGCCGGGAAGACAGGGAAUUCAGAGUCCCACCAGCGCAUCCAUGGACUCAUUUUUAAUUUUUCCAGCCAUACCGCGAGCUGUAUGACUUUGGCUUUCAAGAUCCUCUUCCCGCCAAUCCUGCGUGCACUCAGCCGAAAAGAGCAACAUCAUUGGCCUGGCAUAAGACAACUCUGCCAGUGGUCAGAAACAGAUCUGCUUUAUGGGUGCUGCCCCCUCCAGAGAAGAAAGCCUGCUCUGUCAUUCCAGGACGGCAGUCUAAGACUACGUGCCACUUGCCUUGUUUUCUUGCCAGGGUCGUAUGUUGGACUCUGCAGUGGCCCCUGUGAGAUGGCUGAACAACGGUUCUGUGUGGACUAUGCCAAGCGUGGCACAGCUGGCUGCAAAAAAUGCAAGGAAAAGAUUGUGAAGGGUGUCUGCCGAAUCGGCAAAGUGGUGCCCAAUCCCUUCUCCGAGUCCGGGGGUGAUAUGAAAGAGUGGUACCACAUUAAAUGUAUGUUUGAGAAACUAGAGCGGGCCCGGGCCACCACAAAAAAAAUUGAGGACCUCGCAGAGCUGGAAGGCUGGGAAGAGCUGGAAGAUAACGAGAAGGAACAGAUAAGCCAGCACAUUGCAGAUCUGUCUUCUAAGUCAGGAACCACACCAAAGAAGAAAACUGCUGUCCAGGCUAAGCUGACAGCCACUGGCCAGGUGACAUCUCCAGUGAAAGGUGCCUCAUUUGUCACCAAUACCAAUCCUCGGAAAUUUUCUGGCUUUUCAGCCAAGCCCAAUAACUCGGGGGAAACUCACUCAAGCCCUAUCCCUAAGACAAGUCUGUCCUCAAGCAAAUGUGACCCCAAGCACAAGGAUUGUCUCCUGCGCGAGUUUCGGAAGUUGUGUGCCAUGGUUGCUGAAAAUCCUAGCUACAAUACCAAGACCCAGAUCAUCCAGGAUUUCCUUCGGAAAGGCUCAGCAGGAGAUGGUUUCCACGGUGAUGUGUACUUAACAGUGAAGCUGCUGCUACCAGGUGUUAUUAAGAGUGUUUACAACUUGAAUGAUAAGCAGAUUGUUAAGCUUUUCAGCCGCGUUUUUAACUGCAACCCAGAUGAUAUGGCACGAGACCUAGAGCAGGGAGACGUGUCGGAGACAAUCCGAGUCUUCUUUGAGCAGAGCAAGUCUUUCCCUCCAGCUGCCAAGAGUCUCCUUACCAUCCAGGAGGUGGAUGAAUUCCUCCUGCAGCUCUCCAAACUCACCAGGGAGGAUGAGCAGCAACAGGCCCUACAGGACAUUGCCUCCAGGUGUACAGCCAAUGACCUUAAGUGCAUCAUCAGGUUGAUCAAACAUGAUCUGAAGAUGAACUCAGGUGCAAAACAUGUGUUAGAUGCCCUUGACCCCAAUGCCUAUGAAGCCUUCAAAGCCUCGCGUGACCUACAGGACGUGGUGGAGCGGGUCCUCCGUAAUGAGCAGGAGGUGGAGAAGGAGCCAGGCCUGAGACGAGCUUUGAGUGUCCAGGCCGCACUGAUGACCCCAGUGCAGCCCAUGUUGGCCGAGGCCUGCAAGUCCAUCGAGUACGCAAUGAAGAAAUGUCCUAACGGCAUGUUCUCUGAGAUCAAGUAUGAUGGAGAGCGAGUUCAGGUGCAUAAGAACGGGGACCACUUCAGCUACUUCAGCCGCAGUCUCAAGCCUGUCCUGCCUCACAAGGUGGCCCACUUUAAGGACUACAUCCCCCAGGCUUUCCCUGGGGGCUACAGCAUGAUCUUGGACUCUGAAGUGCUCCUGAUUGACAACAAGACAGGCAAACCACUGCCCUUUGGAACUCUGGGAGUGCACAAGAAAGCUGCCUUCCAGGAUGCUAAUGUCUGCCUAUUUGUUUUUGAUUGUAUCUACUUCAAUGAUGUCAGCUUGAUGGACAGGCCUCUGUGUGAGCGGCGGAAGCUUCUUCAUGAUAAUAUGGUUGAAAUUCCCAAUCGGAUCAUGUUCUCAGAAAUGAAGCAAGUCAAGAGAGCUGCAGACUUGGCCGGAAUGAUAAACCGGGUGAUCCGAGAGGGGUUGGAAGGACUGGUGCUGAAGGAUGUGAAGGGUACAUAUGAGCCCGGGAAGCGGCACUGGCUAAAAGUGAAGAAAGACUAUUUGAACGAAGGGGCCAUGGCAGACACAGCUGACCUGGUGGUCCUUGGAGCCUUUUAUGGGCAAGGAAGCAAAGGCGGCAUGAUGUCUAUCUUCCUCAUGGGCUGCCAUGACCCGAGCACCCAGAAGUGGUGCACGGUCACCAAGUGUUCGGGAGGCCAUGAUGAUGCGACGCUUGCCCGCCUGCAGAGGGAACUGGACAUGGUGAAGAUCAGCAAGGAUCCCAGCAAGAUACCCAGCUGGCUGAAAAUCAACAAGAUCUACUAUCCUGACUUCAUAGUCCCAGACCCAAAGAAAGCUGCCGUGUGGGAGAUCACAGGGGCUGAAUUCUCCAAAUCUGAGGCACACACAGCUGAUGGGAUCUCCAUCCGAUUCCCUCGCUGCACCCGAAUCCGUGAUGAUAAAGACUGGAAAUCUGCAACUAACCUCCCCCAGCUUAAGAAGCUGUACCAGCUGUCCAAGGAGAAGGCAGACUUCACUGUAGUGGCUGGAGAUGAGGGGAGCUCCUCUGCAGGGGGCAGCAGCGGCGAGAAUGAGGGCAACUCUGGGCCUGCUGUGUCUUGCAAGGCCUCUGGAGCCUCCCCCAAAGUCAAGAAGGCGGGAGGGAAGCUGAGUAGCCCCAACAACAAAGGCGACAGCAAGCCAACUAUGAAGUCUUCCUGGAGAGUCGGGGAAAAGCGGAAGGCUCCCGAUGAGACCCCCUGCCAAGCAAAGGUGCUGCUGGACAUCUUCACUGGGGUACGGCUCUACCUGCCGCCCUCCACACCAGACUUCAGCCGUCUCAGACGCUACUUUGUGGCAUUCGAUGGGGACCUGGUGCAGGAAUUUGACAUGGCCUCAGCCACACAUGUGCUAGGUAGCAGGGACAAGAACUCUGAGGCCCAGCAGGUCUCCCCGGAGUGGAUUUGGGCAUGUAUCCGCAAACGGAGACUGGUAGCUCCCUGCUAGGACUGUUGCUCCCCUCUCCGUCGCACCUACCACACUACUAGACUGGGCUUUGGCUGGGUAGACGGGCAGGGUGGCUGGGCUGCUUCUCCAAGCAGUGUGCCUGCCGAAGCCCACCAAGCAGGCAUGGUCUCCUCCUGGCUGGGAAGUCAGUUUCUCCCGCUGGUUUACAGAGAUCUUUCAGGUCUGGGUGCUGGUUUGUCAUCUUCAAAAAGUUUUGGGGUUUCGGUUUUGUUCUGUUUUUAGUGUCUUGCAGUUACCUCCGUCCUGUCCUUUCCUCUUCAUCCCUGUAAUUUCCCUAGUGGUUAAGGGGUAAAGGCCAUCCUGAAGCUGGGCACAGAGCCAACCCAGUGGCAGUCUUCUGUCCCUUGCUGCUUGCCCCUUUAACUUACAGGCUCAUUUUAAAGUUGUAUUUAAAAGGCUGCCCUCAGAAAUGCUUGUGUGUGGCAAAACUUGUGUUUUGCCUGGCCUUUUGCCAGGAAUGGGGCCUCACUUGAAAUAAAACAAAAUGAAUUUUAUGACUCAA
This is a messenger RNA of Manis pentadactyla (Chinese pangolin), 3709 nucleotides long. RefSeq names its product DNA ligase 3 (gene LIG3). NCBI's taxonomy places the organism in Eukaryota, Metazoa, Chordata, Mammalia, Pholidota, Manidae. Gene Ontology annotation, cellular component: DNA ligase III-XRCC1 complex. Bases 217 to 3186 code for a protein of 989 amino acids. Gene Ontology annotation, biological process: mitochondrial DNA repair; double-strand break repair via alternative nonhomologous end joining; lagging strand elongation. The record is from RefSeq and is a predicted model, not a curated record. Gene Ontology annotation, molecular function: DNA binding; zinc ion binding; DNA ligase (ATP) activity. The transcript has 21 exons.